AUGAUUAACAGAAGCUUGUGCAAAAACGAAUCUGUUUCCCCGAUAAGUUCUUCUAAGUAUACUUCUUAUUAGAAAAAAUUCGAUUUUUAGAACAUCUAAAAGUUUAAAGUUGAAAAUAAAAAUCUUAACUCUAGUAUUUCUCCAAGAUAAGAAUAAUCUAAAACAAAUCAAUUUUUAAAUAAUUCAAGCACCAGUAAAAUUCAAAGUCCUUAAAAUAAAUUCAACUCCAGUAAUCAGUUUUAAUCUUAUCAAUCCCCAAAAGCAUAAGAUACUAGAUUAAAUGAUUAAAAAGAAAGCUAAUUAAUUAAAUAGAAAUCUAAUUAAUAUAAAUAGAAUUCUUUUUAAUUAUCAUUUCCUCAUAAUAAUAAGAACAAUAAUGAAUAAUAAAUUUUGAGAGACAAAUAUCAAGUUAAUAAAAAUAAGACCCAUGAAGUGAAUAUUUUAGAAAGUGAUUCUGACUUAGAAGAGGAAGUCUCAAUCUGGUAAGAAAAUUAACUUUAGACUAACGGUGUAGACACUGAUUAAUUUGUUGAUUGUAGAGGAGAAAAAUUAGAUUUUUAUUAAAUAUACAGACUACGCUCUGCGCUAUACUAGCCAACCUAUGUUUCCCGCAUAGAUACUAUCACCGAAGUGUAAAAUCUUUGUUAACAUUUUAAUAAAGAUAUAACAAUUUAGUAAUUAUAGUAAUAAUAAAUUUAUCUUGAUUAAUAUUAUGAAAUUCAGAAAAAGAAAAACAGCAUUAAAAAUUAAAAAAUGCAAUAAUUACAGAAUAACCAAAAUAUCAAGGAUUUUACAUAAAAAUGUUAAACUGAAAGAAUUUAUAGACCAAUGUCUUCAUAAUAAUAAAAUUACAUUACUUCUACAAAAUUAAAAUAAUAAAUUAACUAUAUUGAAAAAAAUUAAAUUUAAAAAGAUAAAAGUGAAGUUCUUUAGAAUUAAUCUGAAAGAAUUAAAAAAUAAUAAAAAAAAGAUAUUUAAAAAUCAAUUGACAAAAAAGUAAAAGGACUCAAUUAAUCAUAGAAAUAAUUAUAGCAAUAAUAAAAAUCUAAAAGAAGACAGAAAAUCAGUAUUGACUAAGAAUAAGCAUAAAUGAUGAUGCAAAAUAAGAUGAUUCCGAUCAAAUAAAUUAGCUUAUUGGAUGAUAAUGAUGAUGAGCAUGAUGACGAGACUGCUAAAACUGAUUAUAGUUUCUAUAAUACCUCAUCAAAAUCUAAUAGUCGAUUAAGUUAAUCAAAAGAUAAUUCUAUUAAAUGCUAGUAAAGCAAUUACAAUCAAAAAACUAUAAAAAUAUCAAAUUAAGAUAGGUAAUAAGAUUUUAAAGAAACUGCAAAAUCAGUACUUUCCUAUCUUUAAAAAAUAGUUUCUAUCCCAGUUAAUUAUGGUCACUAAUAUUUUUAAAGCAAUAAACUCCAUAACUUAACAGAAAAAUUUAUGAGAUAGUAACCAAACAAAAGAGAUUUAGAUAAUAAAUAGCCAAAUUGA
Molecule: messenger RNA, 1482 nt
Organism: Tetrahymena thermophila SB210
Lineage: Eukaryota; Ciliophora; Oligohymenophorea; Hymenostomatida; Tetrahymenidae
Exons: 1
Source: RefSeq, a predicted model, not a curated record